UAAUAUUAUUUCCGUUUAUUAACUUAUAAAAAUGAUGACUAUGAAAACAUACAUUUCAAUUAGAAAUUAUUCAAGAAUGUUUCUUCAAAGGAAACUAUUCAAACAAAAAUUGUAUUUUAGUAUACAAAAUCAAAUAAAAAUGAAUUCAACAGAUGAUAGACCGAUAUCAGGAGAAUUUUUCGUUUCAAAAUUAUUGGACAGUUUAAAAAUACCUUACAAAAAUCAAUUUACUUGCUUAUUAAUAAGAUGCAGUUUUUGUAAUAACACAUCUUUAUACAUAAAUAAAAUUACUGGUUGGUUUAUUUGUACACAUUGUUUGAGGUAUGGCAAUUGGUCAAUAUUUAAGUCACACGCAAAAAAAAAUGAUAAGAUUUGUGUACCCACUCCAAAGAAUUUUGAAGCUGUUAAAGAUUUUAACAACAAGACUGAUAAUUUAAUAAAUUUUAAAUUAUUAAAAACUAGUGAUAAAAAGAGUAUUUUAAAAUCUCUUAAUAUGGAGGAUUUAAAAUUACAAUACCUUGAUCAUAUUCCAGGUUUAUAUGUUAAUUCAGAAAAUAGUUCCUUGUACUUGACUAUGAUGCUUGAUAAUAAAACUAUUGUUGGAUAUAAAGAAAUUAAAUUGGAUAAUAGUCUUAAUCAAAAUACUGUUCCAGAUGAUUGUUGCUGGGGAAUAGCUAAAGUUCCUCCAUUAACUUCAAAUCAUAGUCAAAGUGCAAUUGUUGUUGAUGAUUUUAAACAUUUAUUAGUAUUAGCCGGGCAUCAAUCAUCUCACCAUAUUAUUUGCUUACCUCAUGGUGUGCAAAAAUUACCACAAGAAUUAUUACCAUCUUUAGAAUAUUUCAAUAGAUUAAUCUUAUGGUUUGGAAAUGAUCAAAUUGCAUGGAAUUCAGCAAGAACAUUUGCUAAGAAGUUAAUAGAAAGUAGAUGUUAUUUUAUAAGGCCUACUGAUGAUCAGCCAUCCCCUUAUUUAGCAUAUAAACAUGGUUUAAAUAUUGAGAAAAUACUUAAAACUGCUGAUAAAAUGGUUCAUCCUAGUAUUAUUCAAUUUUCAACAAUACGUAAUGAAGUUUAUGCAGAGUUACAAAAUCAUGACAAGACUCUUGGAAUGAAAUGGACUAAAUUUCCGGCAUUAAAUAAGAUUAUUGGAGGCCAUCGCCGUGGAGAACUUACUUUAUUAACUGGUCCAACAGGAUCAGGAAAAACAACUUUCAUAAGUGAAUAUUCAUUAGAUUUAGCUGAACAAGGUUUACCAACAUUAUGGGGAAGUUUUGAAAUACGUAACCAACGUUUAGCAAAAAUCAUGCUUCAACAAUUUGCUAAGGAACCUGUGCAUCUUAAUUUAGACUUAUUCGACAACUUAGCAGAUCAAUUUGAAAAGCUUCCACUGUACUUUUUAACUUUUCAUGGCCCUCAACCACUAAAUAUGGUGAUGGACGCUGUGAUGAAUGCUGUUUAUGUACAUGAUAUUGGACAUGUGAUCAUUGAUAAUGUACAGUUUAUGAUGGGCAUUGGUGCCAAAUAUGAUAUGGGUUCAGAACGAUUUUGGCAACAAGAUUCAAUUAUAGCAGAGUUUAGGAGAUUUGCUACAUAUUCAAACUGUCAUGUGACAUUAGUAAUGCAUCCUAGAAAAGAAAAAGACGUCGAACAAUUGUCCAUUAAUUCUAUUUUUGGUACUGCUAAAGCUACUCAAGAAGCUGAUAAUAUUCUUAUAAUUCAAAAUAAGGUUAUGGAAUCUUUACAAAUUAAAAAAUAUCUACAGAUUUCUAAAAAUCGAUAUAGUGGUAACCUUGGAGUAAUGUCUUUAGAAUUCAAUAAACAAAGUUUAAGUUUUUCACAACAAAAGGAAUAAUAAUAUAAUAUUUAUAAGUUGCUUGUUUUGUGUAAUACUUAUAAAACAAUA
Messenger RNA from Melanaphis sacchari, 1900 nucleotides. RefSeq names its product twinkle protein, mitochondrial (gene mtDNA-helicase). Gene Ontology annotation, cellular component: mitochondrion. Gene Ontology annotation, biological process: mitochondrial DNA replication. The record is from RefSeq and is a predicted model, not a curated record. Bases 32 to 1849 code for a protein of 605 amino acids. Lineage: Eukaryota; Metazoa; Arthropoda; Insecta; Hemiptera; Aphididae. Gene Ontology annotation, molecular function: ATP binding; single-stranded DNA binding; 5'-3' DNA helicase activity. The transcript is spliced from 8 exons.